This is a messenger RNA of Mangifera indica (mango), 1895 nucleotides long. RefSeq names its product F-box protein SKIP23-like. The record is from RefSeq and is a predicted model, not a curated record. Gene Ontology annotation, molecular function: protein binding. The transcript has a single exon. Bases 397 to 1587 code for a protein of 396 amino acids. Lineage: Eukaryota; Viridiplantae; Streptophyta; Magnoliopsida; Sapindales; Anacardiaceae.
UUUAAUAAUUUCUUUCAUUGAUGAUUGAAUCAAACUGAGUUUUAUCUGAUGUAAGUUAUUUUAUAUUCAAAUCAAGAUUGAAUUGAACUUUGAAUGGGAUUGGCGAUAUGAAUCCACCCCUAUCGGGCUAGAAAACGAUCCAUUCAACUCUAGAAAACCCUCCGUUCGCUCGUGUCUUUAAUCACGUGGUCUGAAAAACUAAUGCAUGUGUUCAGAAGCCCAUAGGCAGUUCCGUUUCGAAUCCUAACCGUCCACGUCAGCCCGUCCUGACUUCCACGUGAAUCACUGCUUGACUUCAACAUUCCUCUCGGAUUUUCCUUCCCUCUCUUCCAAUUAUUGCAGUCAGAAUCAGCCAUAAAAAUUGGGCUUGAGGCUUCUUAUUGAUCGCAAAAGUCGAUGAAGAUGGAGGUGGAUUGGACCCAAUUGCCACCAGAACUGGUGGAAGCCAUCUCCAAAAAGCUCACAGUCUUCACCGAUUUCAUCUACUUCCGAUCUGUCUGUCGCAAUUGGCGAUCUUCUAUUCCAAAAACCCCUAAUCACCUCCCUCCUCAGCUCCCUUGGCUCAUGCUUCCUCAAUCACAGCCCCACCAAUCCCGUCGCGCCUUCUUCAAUCUUUCUACCUACAAGCUCCACUUCCUCAACCUUCCAGAAGCCUCUCACCGCAAGCGCCACUGCGGCUCGUCUCACGGCUGGCUGAUUAUCCUCGACGAAACCCCAACCGUUCUUCUGCUCAAUCCCCUGACACGUGUCAAAAUUCAUCUCCCACCUUUGGUUACUUUUCCCAACGUGGUUGGUUUUAGUUAUUCUGAUAUCGGCAGAGAAUACACACUUUCGUCUUCUCUGGGUAACCGUUACAAUCUUAAUUUGAGACAAAUGCGGGACGUUUUCAUCAAGAAAGUCGUUCUGUCUUCGAGUCCAGCCAAAGAUUCUAAUUUUAUUGCUGUUGCUAUUCUCAAUCAAACGGGUGAUUUGGCUUAUUGUAAAAAUGGAGGCCAGUGUUGGACUAUAAUUGAAGGCGCACAGUCUUAUUCUGAAGAUGUGAUAUAUAAAAAAGGAUUGUUUUAUGCAGUUGGUAAGGGCGGAUCAAUGGCAGUCUGUGAUGUUAGUGGUGAGGUAUCAAGGGUGUCAGUUAUUCAGAUGCCAAGGCAAAUUGGUGGUGAUUUGCAGUAUUUGGUUAGUUCAGAAGAUGAAUUGUUCUUAGUUACAAGAUAUUUAGGUCUUGAGUUUGAUUUAGAGCCUUAUCAUCCACAUUUUAUCUAUAGAACAAUAAAGUUUGAGGUUUUUAGGGUAAAUUGGAGUGGACCACAGUGGGAAAUAGUGAGAAGCUUGGGUGAUAAGGUGUUGUUUAUAGGAGAAAAUUCUUCUUUGGCUUUGUCAGCAUCUGAUUUUUCGGGAUGCGUUGGAGAUUGCAUAUAUUACACUGAUGAUUACUCGGAGACCAACUAUGAUGACGUUUAUGGAGAAAAUGAUUUGGGAAUUUUCAAGUUACAGGAUGGAAGCAUUGAGCCAUUACCCAGUUAUCCAAGGAAUUUGCAUUACCAGUUACAAUGGCCUCCACCACUUUGGGUUACACCCAAUCCUUGCUGAUUGGGCUUGAAUGUAAGUUCAAAUAUCUAUCUAUGCUGAUGGCUUGAAUGUAGAUUCAAACAUGUUGAUUGGUUUGUAGUAUUUCCAGAUGCACACACACAACUAGUUUCCCUGAUAUGGAAAGUUUGUUAUGUUUUGAUUAGUUGUGGACAUACUGUAAAGGGUGUAUGUUGUUGAAAUUAAAACUCUGUUGAUAUGCUUCAUGUAUAUAUAAUUGUUGUAUAUGCAAUAAUACCGUGCAGACUGUAAUCUUGGUGUUAAGACACCUCUGAGCACAAUAUCAUACAUUCGUUAAAGUUCCUCUUUCA